This is a messenger RNA of Cherax quadricarinatus, 3152 nucleotides long. It is a transcript of the gene Cmtr1, whose product is annotated as Cap methyltransferase 1. The record is from RefSeq and is a predicted model, not a curated record. Lineage: Eukaryota; Metazoa; Arthropoda; Malacostraca; Decapoda; Parastacidae. Gene Ontology annotation, molecular function: methyltransferase cap1 activity; nucleic acid binding. Gene Ontology annotation, biological process: 7-methylguanosine mRNA capping. Gene Ontology annotation, cellular component: cytoplasm; nucleus.
AUCCAGUUGUUGCAGGAGAACUAUGUUCAUAAAUGCUGACGUUAUCGUGUACUAAGCGUUCUAAUGGCUGUUGGUUCUGAUAAUAUAAACACGGCGUAGCACUGGGAAAAGUGGCUGUAACGUAAAUAUAGUGAUUAAUGUAACAGUUUUGUGGAAAAAUAACACCACCACAAUGUUAAAGAGAGGACAUAAGCACACACUGUGCGAGUCAGAUACUUCAUCAGAAGAUGAGGAUUCCUCGAGCUCUUCGGCGAGAAGACCAAAUAAACAGUCCCGCUUGAGCAUAGAUUUGAAGAGCAAAGAUCUUUCUGAUAACGAAGAUGGAGGUGGUGGGUGGGACGUUAUUAAUGCAAAAGAGCAGACUGAUGAGACUGGAGGCGUGGCAAACACCAACACCAAUUACAGUGUCUUUGCCCAACGGAUGAUGAAAAAUAUGGGUUAUGAGGAAGGUAAAGGACUGGGCAAGUAUGGCCAAGGUCUUGUAGAUCCAGUAGAGGCAAGCAGACAGAGAGGACGCAGAGGUCUGGGUCUUCGACUUGAAGGUCUUGAGGCCUCUACCAACUUAAACUGGGACGGCAAACAGGAGCAUGUUGAAGUUGAAGAAGAAAUUUCAUGGCUGCCACACUGCACUAAUGCACCUCCAGAUUAUGACACACUUUUAUCGUGGUCCAGAGAUGACAAGAAGAAGCUCGAUAUUUCUGAUGAAACUAACUUCUGUGACCCCAAAAUUCUUGAGGGUAUACUCAAUGCAAAAUCAAUAUUUGAUCAGCUUGAUGGACGGGAACUACAGAGAGCUCGAUCACGAAGUAAUCCCUUUGAAACACUCGGGAAACUUUUCUUCCAAAACAGAGCUGCUCUCAAGAUGGCUAACAUGGAUUGUGUGUUUGACUUUAUGUUUACAAGGCCCAAGAAUGAAGCUGGGGAAACUCUAAUUGGUCCAGAAGAUUUACUGUAUUUUGCUGAUGUGUGUGCAGCCCCUGGAGGGUUCUCAGAGUAUGUAUUAUGGCGCCGGAAAACAGACUCUGGUGGUUUCUGUGAUGCAAAGGGCUUUGGUUUUACCCUUAGAGAGAAUGACUUUAAACUUCAUGACUUCUUUGCUGCACCAGCAGAGUUUUUUGAACCUCAUUAUGGUAUAAAUGGGCAAGAGGGUGAUGGAGAUGUGUUUAAGCCAAGCAACAUUACAAACUUUGUUAAGUUUGUACGAACGACGACUAAAGGAAAAGGUGUUCACUUCAUGAUGGCAGAUGGAGGGUUUAGUGUUGAGGGCCAAGAGAACAUACAAGAAAUAUUAUCAAAACAGUUGUAUCUUUGUCAGUGCAUAGUUGCAUUAGGAAUAGUGAGAACAGAUGGCCAUUUUGUGUGCAAACUUUUUGAUGUGUUCACAACAUUUAGUGUUGGCCUAGUGUACCUGAUGUAUCGCUGUUUUAAAUAUGUUUGUCUCCAUAAGCCCAACACAAGCAGACCUGCAAAUUCAGAAAGGUAUAUUAUUUGCAAAUGGAAACGGGAUGACGUAGACAAUGUCUAUAGAUAUCUGUUUGAAAUGAAUGAGCGACUCAUAGGAUUGAGUUCAUCCAUGGAUGUGACAGAAUUGGUACCUCUUGAGCACCUCAGAGCUGAGAAAGAAUUCUUUGAUUACAUUUGCACAUCAAAUGAUGAGUUAGGGUUCCGUCAGAUGGUGAGCUUGCGAAAAAUUCAAAUCUUUUGCCAGGAUACUCAAAUGAUUGAAACACGACAAUCAGACCUUCGUAUCAAGUCUCUUGAGCUCUGGCAGUUGCCAGACAGAACUCGUAUAGCACCACAGCGUUCAGAGGCAAAAGUAAAGUUUGUUGAACUAAUAGAUGGAGAAAACUGUGAAUAUAUGUCACGAGCCCCUGAGGAUCUAACAGUUGCCAACCUUUUGGAAAAGCUACGCAGUGCCUAUGACUUUCGUUGUGUUCUCUUAGCUUCUACUAGAGAUGGUCGUAAAGAUAGAGCUUUUUAUUUAGGUCUAGGGGGACGCAAUGUCUUUCGAUGGGAAGGCAGAGGUUAUUCAUCAUGGAUGCGUGUGGAUACCAGACUGGAACUUCCUCCUGACACUCUGGUUUAUGCUGAAAUAGUCACAGAACACCGGGGUGAACACAAGGCCCAGAGAAAAUUGACCACACUUCAUUUUAUAGAUGGCUUAAUUUUAAAUGGAAAAGAUAUAAGAAAUCUCCACAUUGUUGAAAGGCACACAUAUCUGAAGAAGUUUGCAUUGGCUCUGAACAAGACAAGUCGACCAGAUCUUGCACCCAUAAGAUGUAAACAGCUGUACAAACUAGAAACUCUAGAGGAAUUUCUUUCGCCUCAGCGAUUGCACCACCGCCUCAUGAAGGGAAGCCCAGUACCAAAAAGAGUGUUCACAGAGGUGGAAGGUGAUACAGAUCGUGACACAUUCUACACAGUCCCAACUGGUCUCUUGCUCCUCAAAGCAACUAAGGAACCUUGGAUGAUGGCAUUCAGUAAAAGUCAAAAUCGGAAAUAUUGGUACAACACUUUAACUCGACAAUCAACCUUCGAGUGUCAACAAGAUGUUAUAGCCCCUUUCAAAUCAUCAUACAGUGGAGGAGUUGUAUGGUGGUGGGAUAGCGGUGUUCAAGUCUUGGAUUCUGACGAGCCUACUAAAGGCAAGCUUAAUCGAAAUGACAUUAUAAGCCACCUUGCUGCUCAUCGCUAAAUCAGCUGUGUAAUAACUUACAUCAAGUCCUGUCCUAGAAUAUGCCUUCAUCACAUUUCUGACAUGUCAUCUAAGUUAUGAGAUUCCUUGAGACCCAAGAGCUAUCACAACUUUAAAUAUUAUGGAUAAUUAUAAUUAAUUAUUGAAAUAAUGGUUAAAUUUUUAAGCAGUGCUAAUACUUUUGUAUAAUUAUGUUCACUCAGCUAACUGGGUCCCAUUCUUGUUAUUUGUCAUCUUUUAUUUGUGAGACUAAUAAAUUUAUACAAAUUAUUGAAAAGUUUUGCAAUGGAAUAUUUCAUGGUACAAUACAGGGAGUGAAUGUGCUUUUGUAUGAUUACCUACAUAUCUUAUGUAUUUCAUGAUUCUUAAGAUGUGUGAAUCUUUUCUUAUCUUGUUUCCUUAGCCAGGAAACUGCCACCUGUGAAACUUAAUAAAAAAUUAUUUUGUUUGUUGGUUA